Molecule: messenger RNA, 1644 nt
Organism: Homarus americanus (American lobster)
Lineage: Eukaryota; Metazoa; Arthropoda; Malacostraca; Decapoda; Nephropidae
Product: pollen-specific leucine-rich repeat extensin-like protein 1
Exons: 2
Coding region: 1-1644 (547 amino acids)
Source: RefSeq, a predicted model, not a curated record
AUGUCGUGCCUGUGGGACUCAGAAUAUCCCCCAGAACCCCCAGAAAAUCCCCAGAAACUCCCCAGAAUAUCCCAGAAACCCCCAGAAACUCCCAGAAACCUCCCAGAAUAUCACCAGAAACUCCAAGAAUAUCCCAGAACUCCCCAGAAUAUCCCCAGAAACUCCCCAGAAUAUCACCAGAACUCCCCAGAAUAUCCCCAGAAACUCCCCAGAAUAUCCCCAGAAACUCCCCAGAAUAUCCCCAGAAACUCCCAAAAAUAUCCCCAGAAUCCCCCAGAAUAUCCCCAGAAACCCCAAGAAUAUCCCAGAAACUCCCCAGAAAAUCCCAGAAACCCCCAGAAUAUCCCCAGAAACUCCCCAGAAUAUCCCCAGAAACUCCCCAGAAUAUCCCCAGAAACUCCCCCAGAAUAUCCCCCAAAACCCCCAGAAACUCCCCAGAAUAUCCCCAGAAACCCCAGAUCAUACCCAGAAACUCCCCAGAAACUCCCCCAGAAUAUCCCCAGAAACUCCCAGAAUAUCCCCAGAAACCCCCAGAAUAUCCCCAGAAACUCCCCAGAAUAUCCCCAGAAACCCCCAGAAUAUCCCCAGAAACUCCCCAGAAUAUCCCAGAAACUUCCAAAAAUAUCCCCAGAAACUCCCCAGAAUAUCCCAGAAACCCCCAGAAUAUCCCCAGAACCCCAGAAUAUCCCCAGAAACUUCCAAAAUAUCCCCAGAAACUCCCCAGAAUAUCCCCAGAAACUUCCAAAAAUAUCCCCAGAAACUCCCAAGAAUAUCCGAAACUCCCCAAAAUCCCAGAAACUCCCCAGAAUAUCCCCAGAAACUCCCCAGAAUAUCCCCAGAAACUCCAGAAUAUCCCCAGAAACUGAAUAUCCCCAAAAACUCCCCAAAACUCCCCAGAAUAUCCCCAGAAACUCCCCCAAUAUCCCCAGAAACCCCCAGAAAAUCCCCCAGAAAACCCCAGAAAAUCCCCAGAAUAUCCCCAGAAACCCAGAAUAUCCCCAGAAACACCCCCAGAAUAUCCCAGAAACCCCCAGAAUAUCCCCAGAAACUCCAGAAUCAUCCCCAGAAACCCCCAGAAACUCCCCAGAAUAUCCCCAGAAUAUCCCCAGAAUAUCCAGAAACCCCAGAAUAUCCCCAGAAACUCCCCAGAAACUCCCCAGAAACUCCACAGAAUAUCCCAGAAACUCCCCAGAAUAUCCCAGAAACCCCCAGAAACUCCCCAUAAUAUCCCCAGAAAUCCCCAGAAUAUCCCCAGAACCCCAGAAUAUCACCCAGAAUAUCCCCAGAAACUCCCCAGAAUAUCCCCAGAAACUACCCAGAAUAUCCCCAGAAACUCCCAGAAUAUCCCCAGAAACUCCCAGAAUAUCCCCAGAAACUCCCCAGAAACCCCAAAUAUUCCAGAAACCCAGAAUAUCCCCAGAAUAUCCCAGAACCCCCAGAACAUCCCCAGAACUCCAGAAUAUCCCCAGAAACCCCAGAAUAUCCCAGAAACCCCAGAAUAUCCCAGAACCCCCAGAAUAUCCCCAGAAAUUCCCAGAAUAUCCCAGAAACACCCAGAAACCCCCAGAAUAUCCCCAGAAACCCCAGAAUAUCCCCAGAAACUCCAGAAACUCCCCAGAACCACACACCCCGAGAGCGCAAUAA